CUAGCAUCACACCGCAAGCAUCACGUAUGGUAAACUGAAAUCCAUAAAGCUGGUGCAAUAAGCAUAUAAAAUUUUUGCAGCCUGCCAGUGACACCCUCGGACAAAACUUUACUUCGGCACUGUGCGCCAUGCGAGGCACACGGUACAGUGGAUUCUUGUUCCUGUGUUUUUUCCUCCUUAUCAACCAAAACUGUGUGGAAGGCUUUGAUAAAAUUUUUGCCUUUGAAAAUGAGGCAUCCAAAGAUGGAGAUCUGUCCAUCGCGAAAAUGCAAUUACCAAACAGCCAAGAAGGCUUGUUGUUCCAGCUCCACACUCCCAUUCACAUCUAUGGACAAGCGAUCGAGAAAUUCACGGUAAUGAAAAAUGGUCUGCUUGCUCUGGACGGCGACGCAUUAAAAAGCUUAUCAACGAACUAUCCAGAACAAACGGCGUCAUCCGGGCAACGUUUACACGACCUGAAUGAACGAUUCCUGAGCACAUUCAGCUCCGUGAAUGAUGGCCCUUCUGGCAUGGUAACUGUUAGAGAGGUCCAGGUCACCAAGCCUGACAAUCUAGGGUGUGUCAAUGCGAUACAACUUGCACGCGUUCAUCGGCUAAUAUCGGUUGGCCAUCCCGACGAGAAUCACUUCACGGCAAACUCACUUGUGGCGAUUUUCUGGGAAAAUAUGACCAAUAGCAUCUACGGUGACUCGAAGAUGGUCUAUUUAGUUGAUCUAUUCAUCUUCGUCUCUUGCUCUUCACAGUCCAACUCCUACACACUACUCAUCCUCACUGAUGGCUCAAAAUCAUACGCCGUGCUCCAGUACAUUUCAGUCGAGUGGCCUGAAAAAGACAUCACAGUCUCUAGCGCAAAACCACCGGAAGCAGGUAUUUUUAUGAAACAUCCCAAUGGCUUCCAGCUUCCACGGAGUGGUCAGUCAGUAGAAGUGUUCAAGUGGACUAAUGAAACCAAUGUUGCAGUGCCCGGUGAAUGGAUAUUCCCACUCCACGAUACACAAACAGACACCGAUGCAGCUCUUCAUCAUUUUCCGAGUAUCGCCUCAGAAUUCACAAAGCAGCUGAAGAAAAACUGUCAUAUAGGUGUCGAUGGUACAGGAGUUUCAAAGAACGCAGCGGUAAUGAGUGAUGGAACCGAGCACUUAAAUGAUCAGCCCAAGUCGGCAGAAUCUGAAGUACUUACAGAAGUGACACCCUCAUGGGAUACUGAUAGGUUUCCAGACGGAAUAGAUGACUAUUAUGAUUACGACGGACUGGAAGACGAUUGGCCACCAAGUACCGAUUCGAUGUGGCCAGUUGACGUUAAUGACCGGACAGGCAACAAUACUGAAGCAGACGUGGCAGAAGUCCUUCCGGAAUUCGGGCUGACUGUUCCCAUUAUGCCAGAAGUCGUCGAGGAAACCGAAAUUCCCAUGGGUGUCUACGACGGAGAUGGAGACCGGAUGAACACAGAGGAACCGGGAAUCGUGCCCAAAACUUUCAUUCCUCAAGAUGCUGAACUUGGCUUUGUGACCCAAGGGUCCAUGGAAUCUCCAUCAGAAGCAUCUUCGGCUUGGGAGAUGAGGACUGAUCGAUUGCCAGAGCCACGUCCUUUUGAGACACCAACGGAACCGUAUGUUAUGGCCAGAUCGAUAGAACCUCGUGUUUCAUAUGAUGAACGAUGCGAUGCUGCAGCAGAGUGCAAGGUCACCGAUUCUGAAUGUUUCCGGGUACAAGGACUGGCAUGUUGCGUUUGCCGUGACGGAUACUACGGCUCAGGAAAUCAUAAAUGCUAUUCCCAAGAAAGCGAUCACAAUUACGCCUUCAAAGGUACAUUGAAGUUGAAAUUAAUUCCGGACGAAACGAUGAAGGAGAUACCUGUGUAUCUGGAUAUACAGGUUGGAAAAAAUCCACGCAGCUCUAGUGGAUUGCGCGGUAUCGAUCCCCAUCUACACGAGUUCCAUUCAAUACGUUUCCUUAUGCCCAUAUUUCACCUUUUGGAUGGCCUGAUUGCAACCUCUUGUUCUAGUGACCCAGAUGUUGGUCGCGCCCGCACCUACAAUUUGUUCAGUUUAGGAAGUGCUUUUCAAGAGGAAUUCAAACUUCAGUUUGUGGUCCACAUUGAAGGUGUUGGUCGAAUGUCAGUUAUUGCCCGCUUGCGUGUGGAAGAUGAAUACAGCUCCUCCUACUCAAGAGGAACGUUGGAUAUGGAAGUUACUGCAACUGAACCAUUCACUUUGGUGACUCGCAGUUACACUGAGGGCACGUAUAGGAACAACGAUCAAGGUCGUAAUUAUUACACAUCGUACCAUGUGGACAAUUACGGGCGAAUCAUAUUCCCAGAGCAGCCGACGGCAUUCUCGGCAGAGUCUCGGGGAACUACAAUGGAAGAAAUUGCCAUGGAUGAACUCGUGGUGCGGUGGUCUGGAACAGGAGAGGUCAGCUCACCGGGAGCUGACAACCCUGCUGCGGGAUGUCUACUCCAGUCGGGAAGUCCAGUUCCAAAAAAUCAACAUUUCUACUUACGAAUGCAAGAACGAGGUUACUGUGGUGUGGACUGCUCCUCUCCAGACGGAUUAUGUAAUCUGUACUGCGUAGAUGUUACGUCGGUCCACGCUCGUGAGCCAGAUGCUUGCACUUGUAUCCACUGCCAACGGGAAGGGGAGAUAUGCAAACCAGCAGGUUCAUCAUAUUCUUGUGACUGUGCCCCUGGUCUACUUCGGAUGGUGGAUCAAACUUGUCAAGUGUACGAACACACAACAGAACAGUGUGGUCCAGUGUAUUGUCAUCAGUUUGCUCGGUGUAUUGAACCCCAACAAGGAUUUUGUCAGUGUAUGCCUGGCUAUCGUGGAGACGGCGUAUCACGUUGUGAAGAUGAUCCAUGUUCCCGUUGUCAACGUAAUGAGGUGUGUGUUAACGAUGUCUGCAAACCUUCCGGGGUGGAUUUAUGUGAAGGGAUACAGUGUGGAAAACAGGCUGUCUGUAGGGAUGGUGCCUGCAUUUGCAACCCAGGUUAUACCGGCGAUCCAAUGGUUGAGUGCCUUGAGGAACGUGGAUCCCUCUACCACUAUUGUGAUUUUUCUCACCAGACCGUUGUUACGGUGUCCGAUGUCACGAGAAUGCCCGAUGUUAUGAUGGCGUAUGCCAGUGUGUCUCUGGCUACGAAGGUGACGGUUAUUAUGAGUGUAGGCUACAACAGUAUGAUCCGUGCAAUGGGGUUCAGUGUCACCAGUAUGGUGUAUGUGAACAUGGACGUUGCCGUUGCAUCGAAGGUUACGAGGGGGAUGGAGUUUAUGAAUGCCGUUAUCGAGAUAUGUGUGACAAUGUGCAGUGUCAUUACUACGGUGAAUGCCACAUGGGUCGAUGCCAAUGCCGUCAAGGCUACGAGGGUGACGGAUACUGGGACUGUCGACCAAGAAGUUCGGGUAAUCGUACAUUCAUAUCAAUCCGCAGAUUCUUGCGACGGCAUUCGGUGUCACCAGUAUGGGAAGUGUGAAUAUGGACGUUGCCACUGCAUAGACGGAUACGAGGGAGACGGACUAUAUGAUUGUCGGCCAGCGAUUCGUGAUCCUUGUGACAGAGUCCGGUGUCACACGAAUGCGCGGUGUGUUGACGGUCACUGUCGAUGUGAGGCAGGUUUUGAGGGUGAUGGCUACUACUUUUGCAACAGAACCUUUUCGGUUCCGCGUCCAACUCCAACAGAUCCAUGCGAAGGAAUUUAUUGUCACCAAUACGGAAGGUGUGAAUAUGGCCGAUGCCGUUGUCUAGAUGGAUAUGAGGGUGAUGGGCGAUAUGACUGUCGACCAUCGUCCAGAGGGACCUGCGGCGGGCAUCAGUGUCAUCCGAAUGCACGAUGCGUAGAUGGCCGGUGUCGGUGUGAGGCAGGAUUUGAGGGCGACGGUUAUUAUUCCUGCAAAAGCACAUCUUCGGUGUCCAUGUCCGUAAUUUCAAUAGAUCCUUGCGAUGGAAUCCGAUGUCAUCAGUAUGCUAGGUGUGAAUAUGGACAAUGUCGUUGCAUGGAUGGAUAUGAGGGCGACGGACACUAUGAAUGUCGGCUGUUAUCCCGAGAUCCUUGUGAGGGUGUCCGGUGUCACAGCAAUGCGCGAUGUGUGAAUGGUCAGUGUCAGUGCGAGGCAGGUUUCGAGGGUGACGGCUACUACUUCUGUAACAGCACUUCACCUGCCGAUGAUAUACCGUAUGCGAUUAAACUGUUACGUCAUUCCGCAGAUCCUUGUGAAGGUGUUCAGUGCCACCAGUACGCUAGGUGCGAACAUGGCCGCUGUCGCUGUAUGGAUGGAUACGAAGGCGAUGGGCAAUAUGAUUGCCGACCAAUGUCCCGAGAUUUGUGUGAAGGAGUCGUGUGUCACCAGAAUGCCCACUGUCGCAAUGGUCAGUGUGUUUGUAACCCGGGUUAUGAAGGUGAUGGAUACUGGCGGUGUAGUCAUCCUCGCGCCGAUGAUAUACCGUAUGCGAUUAAACUGUUACGUCAUUCCGCAGAUCCUUGUGAAGGUGUUCAGUGCCACCAGUACGCUAGGUGCGAACAUGGCCGCUGUCGCUGUAUGGAUGGAUACGAGGGCGAUGGGCAAUAUGAUUGCCGACCAAUGUCCCGAGACCCCUGCGAGGGAAUUCGUUGCCACAUGAAUGCACGGUGUAUAAACGGACGCUGCCAGUGUGAUCAGGGAUUCGAGGGUGAUGGGUAUUAUUCAUGCAAUCAAACUGUGCUCGAUUUGUGUGAAGGAGUCGUGUGUCACCAGAAUGCCCACUGUCGCAAUGGUCAGUGUGUUUGUAACCCGGGUUAUGAAGGUGAUGGAUACUGGCGGUGUAGUCAUCCUCGCGAACCCGAAUUUAUCAAUGUAUGCAAAGACGUAAGAUGUCACAAAUUCGCUUACUGCGACAACGGUCGAUGUGUGUGUCGGGAUGGGUUUCAAGGAGACGGUUACUGGUCUUGCACACCUCGAAGGGGUGAGGCGAUUGUGACGAAUCUUUGUGCAGAUGUGAGAUGUCACCCGAACGCCAGAUGCGAAGCCGGUUACUGUCACUGCUUGGUAGGCUAUGAAGGUGACGGCUACCGGGAAUGUCGCGAACUUCAGCAGAUGGAAGAUCCAUGUACCAAAGUACAAUGCCAUACCAAUGCACGCUGUGAAGCUGGCGAGUGCCGCUGUGUUCCAGGCUAUACUGGGGACGGAUAUCGAGAGUGUAGACCUGCUAAGGGGGAUCUCUGUGCUGGUGUACAGUGUCAUGCCUUCGGUCAGUGUUAUGAGAAUCGGUGCUACUGCAGUCACGGCUACGUUGGUGAUGGCGUCAACUUUUGUGAUCCACGCACUGAUGAUCCGUGCGACAAUGUGCGAUGCGCCGCGAAUGCCGCUUGUCACGGAGGUAUCUGUUCAUGCAAUCCUGGAUAUAGAGGCGAUGGUUAUCAUGAGUGCCGUUUAGCGGAAGAUCCCUGCGCCCAAGUUCGCUGUCACCAAAACGCUUAUUGCGAAGGUGGUGUCUGUAGGUGCAUGGAAGGUUUUCAAGGUGACGGUGUGUACGAAUGUCAACCGAGAAUGGCGGAAGAUCUGUGUUCCAAAGUGCAAUGUCAUCCGGAUGCCGACUGUUAUCAAGGACAAUGCAUGUGUCGACCUGGCUAUGUUGGAGAUGGUUAUCGAUACUGUCACUAUUCGGGUUGGGGACAAUGUAUUGACCAGAACUGCCACCCGUAUGCUCACUGCGUCAACGACAGAUGUCAAUGCAAGCCUGGAUUUGAGGGUGACGGAUAUUCGGUCUGUACCCCAAGUUCAUCGGUUGAUCCGAGUCGAUGUGAGAACUGCCGUGGAAUACCGCUAAACGAACUGGCCCAGUGUAUCAACGGUCGGUGCGUCUGUGCCCAAGGCUUCAUUGAAUCGCGUCCGGGGACGUGCACCGAAUGUGUCCCGAGUGAUUGUCACGUCAAUGCUGCGUGCUUACCCAAUGCCCAGUACGGUGGAGUCUAUUCCUGUCAGUGCAAAUCGGGCUACAGUGGUGAUGGUGUAAAAAAUUGUGACCCGGACAGAGGUGUCGGACCUGAGCUUGAUCCGACAUGUGGUGGAGGUUGUUACGUCCGAAAUUCCGAAUGCAAUCGACUAACCGGGCGAUGUGAAUGCCGACAUGGCUAUGAUGGUGAUGGACGGAUUAGCUGUACCUGGAACUGCCAACUUUGUUUGCCAAAAGCCAUUUGUGAUCGAGAAAACGAACGCUGUACCUGCAUGGAAGGUUAUUACGGAGAUGGUCAAACCUUCUGCGAACGCAUUACACCUCAACCGGAGCCAGUGACGGUGCAAAUAACUGGUCAAGGCGAUGUUAUCCGCGUAGCUGACCUACAAAAACCACUAACACUUUUCUGCUACGUUACCACGAAGGACGAAUCGAUCACCGGCCAGUGGACACAGCCAAAAGGAGCUCAGCCAGCCGAGGUUUCUAUGAACCGACUUCCAACAGGACUUGAGAUUCAGUUGCGUAUUGCAAAGCCAGCGCUAACUGACGCCGGACGGUAUUACUGUCGUGCGAAACAGGCGGAAGCCUACAUUGACGUGGCAAUUCACGAAACCGCAAUGCCAUAUGAUAUUUUCCUAACAAGUGACGACGGAAUAUUGAAGGUACGUUCAAGUGGGCAAAAUUCAACAGUUGCCUCUCUUUGGAACCUUGCGGAGAACAACAAGUACGCCAGAGUAGCCAUGGUGACCGACUGUAACAGACAGUCCGUCAUCUAUACUUGCGACUUUGGCAAUACAAUUCGAUGGGGUAAUGCUCAUCACACGCAGAAGGAACUGAGUACUUCCAAGAUUUAUCAGUCGCAGCUGGCUCGAUUCCGAAACUUGGCGGUUGAUCCACCAUCUGGAAACAUUUAUGCCUGGGAUGAAGCUGCAAGCCAAAUGAUCGUGCUCAAUCCCGACAAACCGCACAUGAAGCACACACUGAGUAAUAUCGGAAGUUUCAAGCAAGGUGAACCAGUUCGCCUAGCCGGAAUGGCUUUACAUUCGUCACGAGGGCUACUAUAUUGGGCAGCAUUCACCGAUGGGUGGAUGCCUAAUGGGACGAUACAAGUCGCUUCGAUGGCUGGCGAGAAUGAGAGGCAGUUGCUACAGCUGAACGGAGAACCUCUCGCUCUAAGUCUUUCUCCAUCUUACGACGACAUGGACAAAUCUGCCGGUAGACUGUGCUGGAUUCAACGGUCCAUUACGAACGUGUUCGCCCUGGCCACAGAGAUGCAUUGUGCGCGACUCAGUGAGGAUGGUCGCUCUGUCAUAAUGCAGGAACGACUGAGGCAGUUCAAUCCAACAGAGGAGCCAUCGUGGGGUUUGGUCCACCAUCGUGGUACUGUCCUCUGGACAGACGCCUCCAAACCCGUCUAUUACUCUGCUAACCCCGCUAGACGCGUGCAUGUCCGUCUGGUGUGUUGUUCAAAUCGCUUCCAAUCCAUUGCCACUCUGGCCGUAUGCAAUCCUGAAAAGGUGGCUCUAAAAACCACACACUCCGAUCCCCCAAAGUUUUACCGUGAGAGCCGGCGAAUUGUUCAAUACGGUCCAAAUACUUUUGGAGCUAAAUGGUGGUGGUGCUCAAAGGACGCCUGCUGUGCGCAGCCACAUCAGGAAAUGUCCACGCCCAUCAAUCUGGAGCACGACACGCCCACGGUUGGUCAGUCAGCCGCUACUCGAAGUAGCUGUGUACCCGCAAUCAACCCCAGCAUCCCAACAAAAUCUGACGACAAGCACGGUCGAAAACAGAUGAAGCCUUUCACAAAUUCCGGGUCAUCGCCUCCGGACAAGGUCCCCAAAGAAAACUCGACUGUCCGCCGCUUCGUGGGCCAGACUUCUGAAUCAGAGGCAGGGGCAGGGUCCUCGAAUAAAACUCUACGUCCUCCCACUGCCUUGUGGGUCGGACUUUUGAGUCAGGCUCAAGUUUCUGGCCGGUGUGCCGUUGGUGGACACCAUGUGGCCAGACGAUCCCUUACAGUCAAGGAAAAGCACUGGAGACAAUUGAACACUUUAUGUACCUCGGUAGUUGUAUUAUCUCAGACGGUAGUGUGUCUGAUAAAGUCAGCGCAAGAAUCUCAAAGGCUCGAAUCACGUUUUGUCUUUGAUGAUGACGAUGACUCGCCACCGUUUCAUCCACAGUCGAACAGCCAAACGGAACGCUGGAACGUUGGCAUUUCGACGCGUGCACUUCAGAAACCCAGAGGGGAGGGGCCACCUGAAGAGAUUUUGCAAAGGUUUCUGCUGGCAUAUCGAGCGACGUCGAACCCGCACUCAUCCGAUGAAGUGUCGCCAGCAGACGAAUUGCUCCGAAUUAAAAUUCGGACACCACAUGACACUAUCCGGCCAGAGAAAGGCAAUUGA
Molecule: messenger RNA, 8330 nt
Organism: Opisthorchis viverrini
Lineage: Eukaryota; Metazoa; Platyhelminthes; Trematoda; Opisthorchiida; Opisthorchiidae
Exons: 43
Coding region: 129-8330 (2733 amino acids)
Biological process (GO): cell-matrix adhesion
Source: RefSeq, a predicted model, not a curated record